This is a messenger RNA of Rotaria sp. Silwood1, 462 nucleotides long. The record is from the annotation of a GenBank genome assembly. NCBI's taxonomy places the organism in Eukaryota, Metazoa, Rotifera, Eurotatoria, Philodinida, Philodinidae.
AUGUGGCGGCUCAUUUACAAAGCCACACGAGAUGGAUUUUCUAGUACGGAUUUUUAUCGCUGUUGUGAUAGAAAAGGUGCAACAUUGACCGUGAUUCAAUCGUCAAGUGGACAUUUAUUUGGUGGAUACACAUCAAUCAAUUGGGAAAGUCAUGAAAAUUGGAAAUGGUCAGUGGAUACGAGUGCCUUUCUAUUCACGCUAAUUAAUCCGUAUAAAAUUUUGCCUACUAAAUAUCAAAUAAAUGCUGAAGGUCGAAAUGCAAUUGGUUGCAAAACAACAAUGGGACCAACCUUUGGUCUACGGGAUAUUUGUAUUUAUUCAGAUAGUAAUCAAAAUGCUCGCAGUAAUAUUAUGUUUCCUAGUGAUUAUAUUGAUUCAACUGGCAAAGGACGUCUUACAUUCACUGGUUCACACUAUUUCAAAACUGUUGAAAUUGAAGUGUAUGCUCUAAAGCAGAAAUGA